GGAUCGCAAUCACCGCUCCGGAUGGACCUUUGCUUGAUAAUGCAGAAAAAAAAAAAAAAACUGUAAAAUAUUGACACCUUUUUCAAUACUUGCUGUGUUGUGUUGUGUUGUAUUGUGUGUUCCGACUUCCCUUCUCUCUCUCUUUCACACAGUCACACAAAAUAUAGUCUCUCUUCCACACACACACUCAAUGCCCUUUUGUCUCUCCCUUUGCUGUCAAGUCUUCCUUUCUUCUGUCUUCACCUAACCUCCAAAUCUCCCUUUUUCCCUUCAACAAUGGCAGCACUUUCACCUUCAAACUAUUCUCAACAACCCCAUUUCCCAGUUCCUCAAAAAGCCUCAACAGUUAAGCAACAGCAGCAGCAACAAGUAAGCAACAGUAAGUCUUGUUCUCACGUUUUCUUGAAAUCUGUACUAGUCAUGUUUGUUCUUGUGGUUGUCCCACUUUUUCCUUCUCAAGCUCCUGACUUUAUAACUCAAAGUGUAGUAACUCAGUUUUGGGAGCUUUUUCAUCUGCUGUUUAUUGGCAUUGUUGUGUGUUAUGGCUUGUUUUGUAAGAGAAGUGAAACACAUUCAAGAUUUGAUAGUACUACUUCAGAUGAUGCAUAUGCUUCUGGGAUGUCUAAUGUAGUUUCAAUCUUUGAUAAUGGGGUUGAAAAUUAUUGUGGGUUUGAUGAGAAAAGAGUGAUCCCAAAUUGGGAUUCUCAGUUCUUGAAUCAUGAGAGUAGUGUACAGGAAAGAUUUGACUUUGUUGAGGGUGAAAUAAGUAGAUCUUUUUCAAAUGAAAAUGGGGUCACAAAUUGGGAUUCUCAGAUUUUGCAUUAUGAGUAUAGGGGUCAAGAAAGGUCUAAUCUUGAUAAGGUUGAGAAAAGUAGAUUCUUUUCGGGUAUAGAUGGGGUCGAAAACACGGAGGUGUUUAAUGAGAGGGAAGUAGGUCAAGUUUGGAAUUCUCAGUACUUUUUUGGUGAAUCAAUGGUGGUUGUUGCGAAUGGAAACUAUGGGGUUGAAAAGGUAUCCCACAUUGACCAUAAACCUUUAGGCUUGCCUGUUAGGAGCCUGAGAUACAGAGCUAAUGCUGAAAACUCUGAAUCUGUUGUUGAAGAUAUCGCUAAUUCAGGGGGUUCGUCUGGUAGUAUUGGUUAUGAAGUUAGAGAGGAGAAGAUAAGAGGUAUGGCUCCCAGCAAUUUGAGUAGGAAGUUUGAGGAAGCUUCUGGACCUCGCCAAGUUUCAUGGCGCUCGAGGUCUCAGAAGAGGGAGCUAGAAGGAGUGAAUACAGUUAGACCACCUUCGCAUUCUAGACCUCACUCGGUUGGACAAUUGGAGUUUGGGUCUCUCAAGUCUAGGUCAUUCGGUAAACCGGAAUCCUCUAGGACUAGUCCUACCUCUUGUUCACCUGGCAUUACCUCACCUUCAUCCUCUUGUUCAUUGGAGAAUGAAAGUGGAAAAAUGCCACACUGUGACCCACAUUAUGCAUUUGAGAGUAUAUCCUCACAACAGACAGGAGCAUCCGUUGGAGAAUCAGCAGUUUUAACUUCAAAUGUCAAACAAUCUAGCAAUGAGUCAUGUUCAGAAAUGAAUGUGCUGCUGAGAGAUGACUACGUCGAGGAGGAUGCAAAAAAGAUGAAAAUGUAUCCUUCCAGCAGAGAAGCAUGUCAUGUUCAAGGUCAUCCACAUUUUAAGUCCCACUCUGCUGGAGAAACUGAGUUUGAGCAUCAGGAGCCAUGGUCAUUCUGGAAUCGAGUACGCGCUCAUAUUGUUCCCAGUUCUUCUUCGCCCAGAACAAUCUCACCACCAAUAUCUUCUGUCCCUCCAGAAAUGUCAAACUCCAGACGGCAAGACCUCGAGAGACUCAAUAAUGUCAAGCCUCCACCCAUCCAAGUUAGUCAACCAACAGCGAGAUCAGUUGAUGAUCCAGCUGCACUUAUCACUUCAAAGACUAGACGAUCUACUGUUGGUUCUUCCACCGAGUUUGAUACACUUCGCACAUCUAAAGAUAAACUGAAGGAUGUUGCACCUGUGAAUGGUGAAGCAACACACCAUACCUCAAAGUCUCGAGCAUUUAGCGUUGGUUCUUCUUCAGAAAUAACCUUGCAGGAAGGUUCAAAAGAUAAAUUGAAGCAUGCCAGUAAGGAUCUUAAACAGGAUUCAUCGUACACACAAAAAGAAAGUGUCAACGCCUUGGUCUCGGAUGUGAAACAGCCAGCGCGGGCGAAAAUUUCAUCAAGGGGAAAAUCAGUCAGAACAUUUAGAACCCGAAGAAGUUAUAUUGAAAGAUCCAAAAGAAAGGUUGAUUGUCCAAAAGAAGGUGGAGAUAUAAAUGAGAUAAGUUGUAAUCAAUUUGACACAAUAUCUUCCUUGAAAUGCAUUAGUCGAGAAGGGGAUUCGAAACCACCAGUCGAUUCCAGAAAAGGCAUUCUUGACAAUUGUGAGCCAAUUCCAAGCUCAGCAUUCUUUGAAAGUGAGCCUGAAGAAAAGCAACAUGUUGCAAAUACAGACCUUAUGGAGUCCAAGGAUAAUUCAGAAUCCAAAGUGAACUCAGAGAGUAAUUCUCACGUGAGUUCAGAUGAAGAAGCUGACUUUGACCUUGCUGAUGAUGUGGAUCUAGGAAGUGAGGUUGAUAGAAAAGCUGGUGAAUUCAUUGCCAAAUUCAGAGAACAGAUUAGGCUUCAGAAAAUUGAAUCAUUUCGACGGACCAGUGGUUAGUUGCUGACAAUUUCUUUGAGAUGUGUAUAGUGAUUCUAGUAUGCUAAAGAGGGAUGUAUUCCCUUGUUUAGUGGGAACCCGAUCAUUUGUUUAUAUGUUUCGCCUCUCUUUGUGUAAACAUACUCUUGGAAUGUUAUUAGAAAUUACCUGCUCAAGUGUCUAGGAGGGGCAUAUUUUCUUGCAUCCUUCCCUUCUUGGAAGAGAAAGCCGUAGUCUAUUGGAAAACUAUCUUGAGUUCUCCAUCAGUAUAACUUUCAUUUUACUCCGAAUUCAUGUUACCUUGCAAUUCAUUAUUCAAGAUUAUGUUUAUUUAUUUUCA
Molecule: messenger RNA, 3022 nt
Organism: Capsicum annuum
Lineage: Eukaryota; Viridiplantae; Streptophyta; Magnoliopsida; Solanales; Solanaceae
Exons: 1
Coding region: 277-2703 (808 amino acids)
Source: RefSeq, a predicted model, not a curated record